AUGUUCAUCAUCAAGGGGCCUACGGAAGCAGCUGUGCUCGAAGCGAAGCGGGAACUGACGCUGCAGCUGGCUGAACGCGUGACGCUCACGAUGCUGGUUCCUGCAUCGCUGCGUGCGUUUGUCAUUGGUGCUGGCGGUAAGAACAUUCGUGCGAUCACGGACGAGACGGGUGUUCGCAUUCAUAUUCCACCGCGCUCCACGGACGAGAGUGCCGCCAAAGAAGCGGCCAUGUCCUCGUCCGAUGCUGACGCGGAUGCGUUGGGCGAUCCGCUCUUGGGCGAGCAGAUUGAAAUCACCAUCGACGGUGACACGUUCAAUGCACACGAUGCGCAGGCCAGGAUCCAGGACAUUGUGGCUGAGCGCACGUCGAAAAUCACGCAGCGCCUCACGCACGUCGAGCCUGCUUGGUUCCCCUUCAUCCAUGGCCCACGUGGCGUGCGUGCUGCGCAGCUUAUGAGCCAAGAGGGCCGCGGCGAGGUGUCGGUCAAGGUGCCGCCGCCGCAGCGCGAGGGCGUCAUUGUCGUAAGUGGCGAGCGGGAGCUUGUGCCGCAGGUCGUACGAGCGAUCGAGGCGCAGGUUGAGGAUAUGCGCCGCUCGUUCCGCACGCUCAGCUUCAACAUAUCCAAGCGGCAGCAUGCCUUCCUUGUGGGCGACAGUGCUGCGGACAUCCUUGCUUCGACGCAGUGCAGCGUCGAGCUGCCGCCCGUGCAUGAUUCCUCGGAGGCGGUGAUGAUCCGGGGUCCACAGACGCAGCUGCCACAUGCUCUGACGGCUGCAAUGGACCGUGUGAAUGCCGUCGCUGUCGAGACCAUGGACAUGCGCAGCAUGCAUCCUGAUGCGGACGCCGCCCACCUGAAGCGGCUUGUGCAGUGGCUCAUCACGUAUGCGCCGCGCGAAGAGAACGUGCAGGUGUUCAUGCCGCGCUCAUCUGCAAUUGACAAUGCCCAUGCAGCUGCACUCGUAGAAGUCGUGAGCGAGGAUGCUGCAGCGGCGCGUCGGAUCGCGCAGACAAUUGAGCAUCAGCUGCGCUCACUCGACACGUCGUCUGUGCGCAUGCUCGAGAUUGAUCCGCUCGCGCAUGGCUUUGUGAUUGGCAAGAAGGGGCAGCACAUCAAAGCAUAUGAGGCCCGUGGCGUCGAUGUGAUGCUGCCACCUGAAAAGUCUGGGCGCGACGAUGUCCUGCUUGUGUUCCGUCCAGGCCAGACGGUGUCGGAGUCGGAGCGUGUCGCUGAGCUGGAUCGUGUGUGUGCAGAGCUUGUUGCCACAGCUGCGCAGGCGGCGGACCUGCGCACCGAGCACUUGCGUGUACCGAGCAAGUACCACGGCGCGAUCCUGGGCCAUGAUCGCACGGUGCUCAACGCGAUCAUCGGCGACGACCGCCUCCUUGUGUCGCUGGGCGGCCGCAUGCCCGUGAAGCAGGUAGCGGAACCGUUGACCGAGGACUCGAUUGUCGUGCGUGGUGCGAGUGAGGCUGUCGCGCGUGCUGUUGCGCAGAUCCAACGCAUUGCGAAGGACGCCGAGGAGGACAGUAUUGUGAAUGGGUUUGUCGAUGAGUUGAGUGUGCCGGGCAAGUUUGUGCCACACCUGAUUGGGCGUGGCGGCGCCGGCAUCACGAAGCUGCGCGAGGACCUGGGCGUGAAGCUUGACAUUGCCGAGCCGGACGAGGGCGCGAGCUCCAGCGCGGCGCGGACGAAGCCCGUGCCGAUCAAGAUCGUCGGGCGCAAGGAAUGUGUCGCGGAGGCCAAGGCGCGCCUCAGUGCACAGGUCGAGCGCCUCGCUGACGAGGUCACACAGACGAUCCAAGUGCCCCAGGACAUGCAUGGCGCGCUUAUCGGACAAGGCGGCAAGUAUGUAACGCGUCUGCAGGACAAGUACGACGUGCGCAUCAACUUCCCGCACGGCCACGAUGCACGGCUGAAGCCGGACGAAGUGAGCAUCCGCGGCGGACGCAAGGGCGUCGCUGAGGCACGCACUGAGCUAUUGGAGCUGCUUGAGUACGAGAAAGAGCGGAACAAUACCAAGGUCCUUGUGCUGCCGACGCGCGCUAUUGCUCGGGUGCUCGGUCGCGCGGGUGCGACGAUCAACCAGAUCCGCCUCGAGUCUGGCGCGGACAUUGACGUGGACCCACAGUCGGACGCGAAGAAGCCCACGACCAUGCUCCAGCUGCGUGGCUCCAACGAGGCUGUCGCAGCGGCCGAGGCCAUGAUCCAGGCGAUUGUCGAGGAGGUCGAGAGCGAGGCGGAGCUGCACGUGACGGUGCCCUCAGCGUUCCACCGGCACAUGAUUGGCCCUGGUGGCCAGCGCCUUCACGAGCUCAUCGAGCGUGCAGGCGGCCCAUCCGAUCCCAAAUCGCAUACGCAGAUGGUGCGUUUCCCACGCACGAACAGCGACCAGGUGCUCGUGCGUGCGCCGAAGGACCUGGCGGCGAAGAUCGCAGCGGUCCUGGAGUCUGAGGCGCAGUUCCUUGCGAGCCGCGUCGUGUACGGCGCACCAGCGCCUGUACGCUUGCACAACCAGCUGAUGGCUCGUGGCGGUCGCAAGUACACGCCAUGGCAGACGGACCUGGGCGUGCAGCUGAUCAUGCCGACCUGGCGCGAGUAUGCGCAGCUUGGCGCACCUGUGAACGCGGCGGACCUGGAGAACGCAGAGCCUGCGACAGUGAUCAAAGUGCUGGGCCCCGAAGAGGCCGUGCGCAAGGUCGUGGAUGAAAUUGCUGCGAUCGUUGCAGCCAACCCAUCUUCCUCUCAUAGCCGGCGCCAGCGCACGAGGGCGCCGGCGUCCACCUCGUCCAACACCCACACCCACACCCACACCCACACCCACGCUCACACCCACAACAACACCAACACGAACACCGACUCCGCAGCUACCGCCAACACCACUGCUGCUGCUCUGAACGCACGCAUUGAUGAUGACGACUCGUAG
Messenger RNA from Malassezia globosa CBS 7966, 2925 nucleotides. RefSeq lists its product as uncharacterized. Lineage: Eukaryota; Fungi; Basidiomycota; Malasseziomycetes; Malasseziales; Malasseziaceae. The coding region runs from base 1 to 2925 and encodes 974 amino acids. The transcript has a single exon. Gene Ontology annotation, cellular component: cytoplasm; nucleus. Gene Ontology annotation, molecular function: mRNA binding. Gene Ontology annotation, biological process: nuclear division. The record is from RefSeq and is a predicted model, not a curated record.